GGUCAAAACGCAUGCCUUCUGUCACUUCUAAUUCAUCCUCAAUUGUCUUACCAGCCUUAACAGUAAUCACACCUUCCUUACCAACACGUUCCAUUGCUUGAGCAAUCAUGUCUCCUACAUGUUUAUCACCAUUAGCAGAGAUAGUAGCCACCUGAGCAAUUUCCUGUGGAGUCGUAAUGAUCUUUGUGUUUUGCUUCAAAAAAUCAACGACCGCAUCUACAGCAACUUGGACACCACGACGCAGGUCCAUAGGAUUACAACCAGCUGCGACAUUCUUAACACCUUCAGCAAAAAUGGCGCGUGUAAGGACGGUAGCUGUAGUUGUACCAUCACCAGCAAACUCAUUUGUCUUAUUUGCAACAUCUUGUACAAGACGUGCUCCCAAGUUUUCAAACUUAUCCUCGAGAACAAUAGAUUUAGCGACUGUAACACCGUCUUUAGUGAUCUUUGGAGAACCAUAAGGUUGUUCAAUUAAUACAUUACGACCUUUAGGACCUAAAGUAACAGCAACGGAUUUAGCCAAGAUAUCUACUCCACGUAAGAGACUAGCACGACCUUCGACACCAAAUUUGAUUUCUUUGUGUGUAGAAUAAAGACGUUGAAGUAUACCAGUAGAACGCGUUAAUGAACGAGCUCUAGAUGCGACCAAACGAUUCAUUAUUAUUGGGUUUUUUUUUUUAAAAAAAAAGGGGGGGAGGGAGGGGAAAAGAAAGAG
Molecule: messenger RNA, 715 nt
Organism: Cokeromyces recurvatus
Lineage: Eukaryota; Fungi; Mucoromycota; Mucoromycetes; Mucorales; Mucoraceae
Exons: 1
Coding region: 119-475 (118 amino acids)
Source: RefSeq, a predicted model, not a curated record